UCAUGACAACUCAAACCGGAAAAAGAAAAGACAGAGAAAACGAGAAGAUGGAAGUUGAAUCUGUUGCAGCGGCACAAGUAGUUGCAGCUGAAGAGAGAGAGGAGAGCCACCGCGUCAUAUGCCAGCUCACGGACCCGGAAGGAACGCCGCUCGGGUCGCCAAUUUUCCUUCCGGAAACUGCUGGCCCUAAGGAACUCCAGCAGCUCGUCAAUCAACUCCUCAACAACGAGGAAAAAUUGCCUUAUGCCUUUUAUGUGUCAGACCAUGAGCUUGCAGUGCAGCUUGGAUCAUACCUUCAAAAGAAUAAAGUUUCCGUGGAGAAGGUCAUUACAAUAGUUUACCAGCCCCAGGCAGUAUUUCGAAUACGUCCAGUGACUCGAUGUUCUUCAACUAUUGCUGGUCAUACUGAAGCGGUGCUUUCUGUUGCCUUUAGCCCGGAUGGACGCCAUUUGGCUAGUGGAUCAGGUGAUACGACUGUUCGUAUGUGGGAUUUGAAUACACAGACACCAUUAUUUACAUGUAAAGGACACAAGAACUGGGUUCUUUGUAUUGCAUGGUCACCAGAUGGUAAGUAUCUUGUAAGUGGAAGCAAGGCUGGAGAACUGAUAUGCUGGGACCCACAGACGAGCAAAUCAUUGGGAAAUCCACUUAUGGGGCACAAGAAAUGGAUAACUGGAAUUUCAUGGGAGCCAGUGCAUCUUAGUGCUCCAUGCCGCCGCUUUGUCAGUGCAAGUAAAGAUGGCGAUGCAAGGAUAUGGGAUGUUGCUUUGAAAAAAUGUAUUAUAUGCCUGACUGGACAUACACUGGCCAUAACCUGUGUGAAAUGGGGAGGCGAUGGAUUCAUAUAUACUGGAUCUCAGGAUUGCACAAUUAAAAUCUGGGAGACUUCACAAGGAAAGCUAAUUAGGGAAUUGAAGGGCCAUGGGCAUUGGGUGAAUUCAUUGGCACUGAGUACUGAGUAUGUUCUCCGAACUGGUGCCUUUGAUCACACUGGUAAACAGUAUUCAUCUCCAGAGGAAAUGAAGCAGGUUGCUUUGGAAAGAUAUAAUAAGAUGAGGGGAGCUGCUCCUGAAAGAUUGGUGUCAGGUUCAGAUGACUUUACCAUGUUUCUAUGGGAACCUGCUGCCAGUAAACACCCCAAAAAUCGCAUGACUGGUCAUCAACAGCUUGUAAAUCAUGUUUACUUUUCUCCUGAUGGGCAAUGGAUCGCAAGUGCCUCCUUUGAUAAAUCAGUCAAAUUAUGGAAUGGAGUAACUGGAAGUUUUGUGGCUGCCUUCCGUGGUCAUGUUGGGCCUGUUUAUCAAAUAAGCUGGUCAGCUGAUAGUAGACUGCUUCUGAGUGGAAGCAAAGACUCAACUCUUAAGGUUUGGGAUAUUCGUACACAGAAGCUGAAACAAGAUCUUCCAGGACAUGCAGAUGAAGUGUUUGCAGUUGACUGGAGUCCAGAUGGUGAGAAAGUAGCAUCUGGUGGUAAGGAUAAGGUUCUGAAGCUAUGGAUGGGCUAGGCAUCACCAUUAUAGAUUGCGUUUUAGCCAGAACUUGAAUCGCUGUUGCAUGCAUCAUAUAAAUCUAGCGGUGAUCAAAAUUCACCGCCACAACAGUUUUGCAAAUGUGCAGAGCAUCUUCUUCUGGCCACUUUGGGUAUGUGUUAUAAGAUGAGGUGGUGGCUGCUAUCAAAGCUGCAUAUUUACAUUUGUCAUUUUUUCCCUCGAUGGAGGUUUCUUGAGUUAUUACGAAGUUAUAGGUUAAAUUGUGAUCACAUGAUGAUUUUUUACCUUGACUUUAAUUUUGUAGUGUACAACUUUACAUUAUCUGUACAAUAUUCAUUUGUUCACUUA
Molecule: messenger RNA, 1838 nt
Organism: Salvia hispanica
Lineage: Eukaryota; Viridiplantae; Streptophyta; Magnoliopsida; Lamiales; Lamiaceae
Product: notchless protein homolog
Biological process (GO): ribosomal large subunit assembly
Cellular component (GO): nucleolus
Molecular function (GO): protein binding
Source: RefSeq, a predicted model, not a curated record